AUGUCCGCCAAAAUCCCCGUCGCCAUCGUCGGUCUAGGUUGCAAAUUCCCCAAAGGCUGCAACGACAAGGAGACCUACUACGAGUUCCUUCGCAACAAGGGAGACGGCAUGGUCCCGCCUCCCGCCAGCCGCUGGAACCACAAGAAGUGGUUCUCCGAGCGCAAGGAUGAACCGGGCAAGUAUUGCGCCCCCACCGCCGGCUUCGUGGACGAUAUCGACAUGUUCGACCCCACUGAGUUUGGAAUCAGCGUCAAGGAGGCGCAAUUGCUUGAUCCCUCCCUCCGGCUCUCCUUGGAAGUCGCUCAUCAGGCUCUCCACGACUCUGGCGCGGCCUACAGAGGCACCAACACCGGUGUUUACCUCGCUCAAUUGUUGACCUCCACUGCUGAAUUGGAAGACGAUCCGUAUGAAAUCGACCACAACAAUGGAGUUGGGAAAUGCGUCGCUAUUCGCGCGAACCGCAUUUCCUACACUUUCAAUUUGCAAGGGCCGUCCCUGGUCAUUGACACUGCAUGCUCUUCUUCCGGGACGGCUAUGCACCUCGCCUUGCAAGCCAUUCGCCUCGGUGAAAUCGACCAAGCUCUCGUGGUCGGCGCCAGCACGAUGGUGAACCCUGAGCACACAGUCUCCUUUUCCAAACUUGGCGUUCUUUCUGCCACCGGUUCCUCCAAAUCCUUCGAUGCCGCCGGUGACGGUUACGCCCGUAGCGAAGGUUAUGCGGCCGUGCUCGUGAAGCGUCUCGACCAUGCCAUUCGCGACGGCGACAGGAUCUACUCCGUCAUCGCCGGAAGCGCCAUCAAUACCAACGGAAAGGGCAAAUCGCUGACCAUGCCCGAAGGCGACAUGCAGGCAGAAGUCAUCCGCACUGCUUACAGGCGCGCCGAGCGCGACCCCGCUGAAGCCUUCUUUGUCGAACUUCAUGCCACGGGAACUGUUGUCGGCGAUCCCAUCGAAACCAAUGGCGCCGCCAAAGUCUUCGCUCCGAAUCGCGACCAAUCCAAAACCCUUCGAAUCGGUUCUGUUAAAGGCAACAUCGGACAUGCCGAGGGAUGCUCCUUCCUCGCCAGUUUGAUCAAAGUCACGAUGAUGAUGCAUCAGAAGGAGAUCAUCCCCAACUACCGCUUCAACAGCCCCAACAAGAAGAUCGACCUCAAGGCCCUCAACAUGCGCGUGCAGACUGAACUCGAGCCAAUGACUCCCGAGCUCGCGGCUGCUGAUGGAAAGUGGGUGGCUUCUGUUUCCAGUUACGGAGUCGGUGGUGCAAACGCGCAUCUCGUUCUCGAGACUUUCGAAUCGGCCCAGCAAAUGAUCGCACUCGCAGCCGAGCCUGACUCGAUCCCGAUGUCGGUCGCUCAACGAGCAAGCCAAGAGGAGAACGACACUUCCGGCGCCGUCAGCGAGAAGCGCGCGGCCGACCCGCAUUACCUUUUCUCCAUCGGCACAAUGACCGCCAGCUCAUUGACCCAAUGGGGCAAAGACCUUGGUGAACACUUCGCAUCCUGCGAUGACGCCGACGUUCUCCGAUCGUUGUCGCGCUCCCUCGGUCGUCAAGCCAGGGAUUACCCUUACCGAUCAUUCGCGGUUGGCAAGCGACUUGACACCUCUCUCUCGUUCUCCAAGCCCGCCCUCAGCACCCACACGGCUAGGGCCAGCAAGAAGCUGUGUCUUGUCUUUGCCGGACAGGGACCUCAACACGUUGCGAUGGGCAAGGAGCUCGCCGCAGCCUUCCCGGAAUUCCUGGCCUCCGUUCGCCAGUCGGACGAGAUUCUGACUUCCGUGUACGGACAAGAGUCCUUCAUCGACCGCACUGGAGUUUUCGACCCCAACUCUCCGUGCAAGCUCCCCGCCAAUGGUGUCUGGCCCGUUCGAGACGUCGUCUUCUCCCUCGUCUUCAUGCAAUGUGCAUUGGUUGACCUCCUCCGGGCGAAGGGUGUCGCUACUUACGAGGUGUGCAUGGGACACUCUAUCGGGGAGAUCGCCAUGGGCUACGCUUCGGGACACUACCCGUCGAAGGAGAUGGUUGUCGGGAUUGCGGUAGCUCGCGCAGCGGCGAUGACACACGCCGAGGGCAACGGUGCCAUGGCCGCUCUCGGAACAAGCGCCCAGCAAGCCCGACUCCUCAUUCGCAAGGUGCUGAAGCAGGAGAAUAACGCCGAAAACGGGCAUAAAGAAGACAUGUGGAUCGCCGGUAUCAACUCUCCCAACGGAGUCACGGUUGCUGGUACCCAUCACGCUAUCGACGCUCUGGUUGCCCACGCCAAGAAUGCUAGCGUCUUUGCUGCCAAGCUUCGCGUCACCUGUGCGUUCCACACCCCGCUCAUGUCCAAGUGGGAAACUCUUUUCAAGAACAACGCUACCCCGGUCUUCGCCAUGGGCAACGCUGCCGGACCCUGCUCGCGCGUCAUGUCUACCGUUACCGGCGAUUGGGUUGACGAGCUGAACCUUGAACUGGCUUGGCAAAACAUUGAAAGCCCUGUACUCUUCGGACCGGCAUUGAAGAAAGUGAUCGACGAGUAUGGCGAGGAUAUCGCAUUCCUCGAGAUUGCUCCUCAUCCCGUCCUGAAGGCGUACAUCGAGCAGUGCGGCGGCUCGUCGCCCAUCAAUUUGGUCCGUCGUCCUGAUCGCAAGAACCCGGCUAGCAACACUGGUGAAGACUUCCAAUUCCUCGAAGGCCUCGGCCAGUUGAUUUCGUCCGGAUACACUUCGCUGGAUUUCGACAAAUUGUGCGCCCUUCCAUCAAAGGCACAAGAACAUGUCGCCAUCACCAAUGUCGCCGACUUUGUGGAAGUCGCUCUGCCUCCGUACCCAUACACCUCCAAGCGUUCUUGCUGGAAGGAAGACCAAAGUGCUUACUCCCGCAAGCACCAAGAAGACAGUCUUCCUCUCGGCGCACCUCACUUCCGCCUCAGUGUCAGCACCCACCCCGCCCUCGUGGGUCACACGGUUAUGGACAGUGUCCUCUUCCCGGGGUCGGGAUACGUCGAGGCCGUUCUGCAAAACCAGGCGAUGGUAGUGAAGGACGUCAUCAUCGGAAAGGCCCUCGUUCUGCCUGACGCAGAGUCUCUCCCCAUUCACGUCGCCUGCGCCAUCGAAGGCGACAAGUUCCAGUUCAAGUCCGCCACUAACCAGGAGUUCAAGAAUGGAGAUGUCGUUUUUGACACCGUGCAUGCCUCCGGCUGUCUGGCCUACACCAACCCCGCGUUGGACAAGCAAAACCCUCCCACCGCCGACAUCCAGAAAUGGCUUGGGAUGUCUACCGCCAAGAUGACGGGCGACCAGUUCCACGGCGCUAUCCCAAAAGGCUACAAUUACACCGGCUCCUUCCGGGACUUCCUGGCCGAAGUCCACCAGCUGAACGACCCAAACUCGUGGGGCGGCACAUCUUACCUCGGCAAGUUUUCGAUCAAGCAAGACUACCCCGACCUGUUCGACCGCGGCUAUGUCCUGCACCCAGGCAUUCUAGACAGCAUGACUCAGAUCGGUCUGGCGAUGUUCAUCCAAUUCGAAACCCUCAGCUUCGACAUGAACGGAUUGUUUGUGCCUGUCAAGAUUGGCUGCAUCACGCGUUGGGAGGACUCCAAGUCCAUUGUCGACGAGGUCAUUCGCGGAAAGGACGUUUAUGUCCAUUUCCAUUUCGACACCUGGUCUCCGGACGGGCCUUACGUCGCAAGCUACACUAUUGCUCUCGAAGAUGGUCGCGUCCUUCUGACCAUGGAGGACUUCGAGAUCGCGCGGCUACCAACCGAGAAGGCAGUUUGCGUGAGCGAUGCCAACGUCAAGGAGAGGCUUACCACUUGCUGGCAGGCAAAGGAGAUGAUCCUUCCCGAAACCCGCAUCCUGUCUCUCCACACCGACUCUCUGCAUGCAACUGCUGCCGCUACGGUGAAAGAGAUUAUCGCACACACCGUUUUGCUCGGCCAGCGGAAGGCUCUUCGAAUCGCCGACCUGUCUCCUGACGCCGCUUUGGCCAAGGCCCUCGACCCGAUCUUGCUCGCCGUGGAUGCCACUGAACUCUCCAUAGAAUACACUUGUGCGGCGGGGGAUGCCGAAACGGCCGACGCAAAGAGCGAGGGAAUGAAGUACGCUAAUGUAGAGUCCGGCAUCUUCGAUCCGAUCUCCGCGGAAGAGACGACUCUUCGUGCGGGAUCCUAUGACAUCGUUCUUCACUCGCUGGAUAUUGUCGACCUCGGCGAACUCUGGAGAGACGAAGUUCAAGCGGUUAGCUCCCUGCUAGUUCCUGGAGGUUGUCUUCUGGCUCACGUCCCAGGUAAAGUUAGCCCUUGCUACCGCUUACUCUACAACCUCUCCAACCCAUUGACAUUGCUCUUUAUCCCAGGUAUCAAGGUCGACCUUCUCAACGACGUCUCUUCGUUCUUCAAGCGGACCGAGGACGACCGACUGGAACUCGAGAAACUUGACGACGGAAGCCAUCUGCUCGUCUUCAGCCGUCCCGCGGUUCCGAUCGAGUUCGCCGAAGCUUCUCCCGAAGACACGAACGGUCAGGUCACCAUUUUCCACAUGCACCGAGGCAAUGAAGGAGAACUUGCGGAAGCUGUGAAGGUGCAAGCGCCUUCCACCGAGCUUUAUAUUGUCGGAAACGAUGAUGCCGCGGGCAUUGGGGCUCUCGGCGUCGCCGCCUGCUUCGCCGCCGAACAGCCCGAAUUCACUGUGCGCUCCAUUCUGUUUGAGGACCAAACACUUUCUGAGCAGGACCGAAACGCCUUGAUCUACAGUCUUCGCAAGAACCCCGAGCUCCUUGAACAGCACAUGCGCCUCACGAAGGACGGCAAGCUCACCGUUCGCAGGCUCGUGCCCAGCGAUCUAGCCGUGAAACAACCCGACGCGGAGCACAUGCAACUGGUUCGAUCUGCUGCCGGGAAUUGGGAGUUGGCGGCUUAUUUCCCUCAACCCGUCAUCAGCAGCGAAGAUCACGAAUUCAUGCAAGUAAAGGUGGAUGCCGUGUCUGUCGGCUCCAACGUUGGCAGCACGGACAACGUUUUCGGAUUCGUUACAAAAGACAUUGUAGGAAUCGCAACCUCGAGCGCUACCCGUCCCAUCGCUGACGUGGUAUAUCCUCGCAUUGCUGGCGUGGCACGCCUAGAUGGCUCUUCGGCGAGUAUCGAAGUCGCUGCUUUGCUACCUGCCCUGCUACCGAUUUGGAUCGCCUUCGUUGAACAGGGACUCAUUCGCGCCACGGACUCUUUCCUCAUCGCCAAUGCUCACACCACCACGGGGUACCUUGCGGUUCAGCUUGCAAAGCGCCUAGCACCUUCUGGUCAAGUUUUCUGCACCGUCGACACUUUGGAACAAGCUCAACAGCUUGCCAGAGACCUUGAAGUCGAGCCCCAGUCUAUUCUGCUCAACCGCGGUCCCGAAGAAGCAUCCCGGAAGCUCAAAGCUUGGUUGAAAGCCAACCGUCGAUCGGGCUUCGAUCACGCAGUCAACACUACGGCCGACCGCGAGUUCGUUGCCAAUGCUGCCUUCCUCACCCCUGCGGGCCGCUACGUUCAUGUCAAGCGUUCGGCCUCCGAGGAGGUCCGCUUGCCUGCAACCGCCGCCGCCACCGUCACGGUAUCCUUGGUCGAUAUCCUCAAAUACAACCCCGAGGCCGUUGCGCAAGCUAUUUCCAAACUGGUCGCCGCUCAUCAGACAACACCCUUCCGAUUCCCUGUCGAGGUUACGUCUUUCGAAGAGCUUCCCGCCGCUUUGACUCGAACGACCGACUUCGCUCACGACACAAUCGUCGCUACCAUGAACCCUCUUCCUGCUCCCCAGCGCGUGAACACGACUGUUCAGAUCUUCGACCCCAUCAAGACGUACCUUCUCGUCGGUGGAUGCUCUGAGCUGGGUGUCCGCAUGUCGCACUGGAUGAUCAAGCUCGGCGCUCGCAACAUCUUCCUCACCAGCCGUCGUGGUGAACGCGCCCUGACCAAGGUCGACCGUUUCUAUGUCCACCACUUCCGGGAGCUUGGAGUGCGCGUUGAACUUGUGGCCGCAGACGCCUUGAGCGAGGAACACAUGAAGGGCUUAGUUGAUGAUGCCAGCGCUGUGGGACCUAUCGGAGGAAUCUUCAUGAUGGCGGUGAUUCUUCGGGACUCCAUCUUGCCAAAUCUUACCAACGAAGACUUCGAGACCGUCUGGGGAUCCAAAGUCGGCGCGCUCAACGUUCUUCUGUCGGUGAUGGAGCAGAAGAUCAACGACAUCGACUUCCUUCUACUUUUUUCAAGUAUUGCGGCCGUCACCGGAAACGCCGGACAGUCUGCCUACGUGCAAUCCCAAUUGUAUCUGGACAGGAUUGCGGAGGAACUUCCCAACACGGUAUCGAUGGCCUUCCCCGCCAUCACGGAUGUUGGAGUUUUCCGUCGAAUGUUGGAGCGUAUGGCUGCCACCGGCAGCAAAGCUGGUGAGAAGCUGAGCAAGAUGGGGAUGACGACUGACCAAGUGUGCAAUUUCGUCGGAGACGCUAUCGCCGGGAGGAGAAUCGGAAAGAAGAUCAACUCCGAGCUGUCCAGCAUCGCCCACUACGUACCGAUGCUCGCAACGGACUACAUUCCGAUUACCUUCCCGACUUGCGAACCCCUCUUCUUCAGCCACUUGCUGGGCCACCGCCGGAUUGCAAGCUCCGGGGACGGAUCGGGUCAGCGCAGCGCGGCGGACGACACCGUCGUCGGCAUGAUCAGCGGCAUGCUCGGAUUGGAGCCUUCGCAGCUCACCGAGGAGGCUCCUCUUACCAGUUUCGGAAUCGACUCUCUCGCGGCAUCGAACCUGAGCAGCAAGCUAAAGAUGAAAUUUGGCAUCGCUGUCAGUCAGAUUCAGCUCCUGGGCCGAACCAGCAUCGCGGACCUCAACACGAUGAUCGCGGCCGUUAACGUGAGCACCGCCGGCUCUGACUCCAAACAAGUCGAAGAUGUUAUGGAGGGCAAAUACGGCGCGAAACUCGAGCCUUUGCUCAAUGACAAGCUUGUGUACGGCCAAGCACACGUCACCGAGGCAUCUGCGCAUCAGUACCGCAUCUGGGUCGCACAAGCUGAGGCCGGCAAUGGCAAAAAGCUAUUGGCUAAUGCGGACAAGAAGCUUAGCCGCUUCGGAGCUACUCAGUGGGACACUCAUGAAGGCUACUACGUCCUUGUUGCCGCCAGAGACGGCGAUCUCGACGACCACGAGUACAUGUUGGAUGCAUUUAACGAGGUUGUUCAGCGCCACGGAGCCCUACGCACGAAGUUCACCUGGGACGAGAAGAAGGGGAAGCUGAUGCAAACCAUCUACCCUUUCGUCGAGUUUGAACCCGAAUUCAUCGACCUGAGCAUGCACGCCGAUGCUGAGGAUCGAGCCUACAAGAUGUCGGUCGAAGCCAACUACGAACCCAACUUCAAGCUCGACAGCCUGCCGUUGUUGAAGGCUAGCCUUUACAAGGUUGGGAGCGGACGAUGGGCAAUCAAUGUCAUCAUCCACCACAUUAUCAUGGACGAGGUGUCCAUGGCAAUCUUCUUUAGCGAGCUGACAACGAUCUACAUCAACCGCACUGGGUCCGUUCUCAAGCCGUUGGACAUCCACUUUUCCGACUUUAGUGACUGGCAAGCUCGCACUGCCGACGCACGUGCAUUGUUGAGGGAUGAUCAGCUCGCAUUCUGGAAGGCCGAGCUCAAGGACGCCAGGCCACUCCACCUUCCCCUCGCCAAGCGCUCGGAAGUCGCGCAGUCCAGCGUUACCCAAGUGGAAUUGCUUGCCCCGCACGACGUGGUGCAGAACUUCGCCAACCUCGGCGCCCAACUCGGCCUCACCAAAUUCGCAACGUUCUUCGCCGCCUACAAUAUCCUCCUGUACAAAUACUCCUCCCAGCGGUCGUUCUGCGUAGGCACCAUGGUCACCGAUCGUGGCUCGCACCAGCUGACAAGCACCAUCGGGUUCUUUGCCAACAUCCUCCCCAUCGGCGUCACCAUCGACGAGAACAUGUCCGUCACGGAGUACAUGUCGGCCUUCCGCGACAACUUCAUGGCCUGUAUGGAGAACAAGGACGUGACCUAUGAAGACAUCGUUGGUUCCAUCCGCCGCGGAUCCGGGGAGCGCGGCCUAUUCAAGCACUUGUUCUCGGCCGGCGGUAUCGACCUCAACGCCAUCCGCGACGCCCUCGCCGGGCACCACAUCGACAUCGAGCGCUUGGAAGGUCUGCCUAACCCCGAGGAGAAAUACGAGCUCCUGCUGACGGCGAUCCCGGACCGAGACGCGUUCGUGCUGCGGUUCAACCACUUUAUGUUCUCCGAUACCACCGCCCAGCAGUUCCUGCAGGCGUACGUAUCGCUCCUCGAAGUAGCCGCCUCGAAUCCGGACGUCAAGAUCGUCGACAUCCCUGCCAUCAGCGCAUCCGAGCGUGACCGUCUCAUCAAUGAGUGGUCGUCGGAGGGUGAGGUUGACCCCGUCGAAGGCUGUGUGCACGUCUUGUUCGAGGAACAAGUCAUCCUCACCCCCGAUGCCGUGGCCGUCACUUACGAAGACCAGUCCAUGACUUACGCGGAACUCAACGCCCUCGCCAACCGGGCCGCUCUCUUCUUCAACCAACAAGGCGUCAAGGCCGGAAGUAUCGUGGCACUCAGCAUAGACCGCGGGAUUUCUCAGAUCGUCAGUCUUCUUGCCGUCCUCAAGUGCGGUGGUGCGUUCGUUCCUCUUGACCCGGAUGACCCGCCGGCGCGUACCGAGGCCCUAAUCAAGGACGUUGGCGCCAAGAUCCUGCUCACCAGCACCGCCCGUGCGCGUCUCCUCGAGCGACGGAUUGCGUCGCAGGCGCUUGUUGUCCGCAUGGACGAUGAGUUCUUCCUGAAGCGCAUCUCCCGCUUGCCGGCUGAGGAUCUCGAGAUGGAGAUUGCGGCGACGGAUUUAGCGUACAUCUGCUUCACGAGCGGGUCUUCGGGCAAGCCCAAGGGUGUCAUGGUGCCCCACCGCGCUCUCUCCAACCUUGUCCGUCAUUCCAACGUUUACGGGUAUCACGAAGGGGCGCGGGUCCUGAGUUCCUUGUCAUACACCUUCGACCCAUUCAUGGUGGACGUCUUUGGCACCCUCGCCUGUGGAGCGACGCUGUGCAUGGGACGCAAGGAGCUUGUUCUGGGCGAUAUUGGGACCGCUAUCACGCAACUAAAGAUCAAUGUGCUGCAUUUGACCCCCAGUAUCUUGGCGACCGUCCCGGUUGCCGAUUACCCGACACUCGAGACUGUGGUGGUCGCUGGAGAGAAGCUGAGCAGGGCGGUCAUUGAGAAGUGGUGUAAGAGGACUAGGCUUAUGAAUAUGUUUGGUCCCACGGAAACCACCGUGGACGUCAUCUGCGCCCACAUCGACUCCGUCGACCUCAGCGGUGUCAUCGGCCGUCCCAUGGCCAACUGCCGCGCCUACAUUCUGGAUUCAAAGAUGAACCCGGUGCCCAUCGGCUGCGAAGGCGAGCUCUACAUCGGCGGCAUCCAAGUUGCUUCCGGAUACUUUGCCGAUGAGGAACGCACCGCGGAAAGCUUCAUUCCUUCACCGUUCGUAAAGGGCGAGAGGUUGUACAAGACGGGGGAUAUUGCGAGUUACCGCCCUGAUGGGAAUAUUGAGUAUAUCGGACGGAGGGAUUUCCAGAUUAAGCUGCGAGGUCAAAGAAUCGAGCUCGGCGAGAUCGAAGACACCAUCCAACGCUACGAACACGUCCAACGCUGCGCUGCUGUCGCGCGUCCCAUCCACGACGAACAAGCUGUCGUAGCUUUUGUCGAGUUCAAAAACACAACCACCGAAGUCGAUGAUGAGCUCAAUGGCCUCAAAGAGCACAUGUCCUCCAUCCUCCCCCGCUUCCUCAUCCCCUCUUUGCUACUGGCCCUCCCCCAGAUGCCUUGCACAUCCAGCGGGAAGAUCGACCGCAAGCAACUGAUGGCAAUGGACCUCACCUCGCUGCUCCCCACCAACGACGCCGUCAGCGCACCCGAAUCCUCCAUCGAGACGGACCUUAUCGACGUCUUUGCGACGCUGCUAGAUAUCGACCCCUCGACGCUGGGCACGCACCAUGACCUCUUUAGCCACGGCCUGAACUCGCUGCUGGCCGUGCAAGCCGCGGAAGCCAUCACCAAGAAAUUCAACGUCCACGUGGGGCUCAACAACCUGUACAUCCGCAGCAGUGUCCACGACCUUGCUGCGUUCAUCAUUGACCAGCUGGGCAGGGAGACGCGGCAGAUCCAGGAAGCCGAGGAUUCCGAACAAGAUUUCUUGAUCGAGUUGCUGCCUAUCAAGAAAAAAGGGAUUUUGCCCAGGUUGUUCAUCAUUCACGAUGUGACGGGAAUGGCGACGCCGUUUAUGCGGUUGGGCGCGUUCAUUCCGAACGAGAUCUACGCGAUCGGGGACAAGCAUUUCGGACAAGCCGACGGGUUCGACAGUAUCAACGAGAUGGCCGACCAUUACAUCACGCUUAUCCGCUCGGUGCAGCCCCUGGGCCCUUACGUGAUCUCCGGAUACAGUUUCGGCGGCAACGUGGCCAUCUGCGUGGCGCGGAAACUGCAAGACGCCGGCGAAACCGUGCAGCACCUGAUCCUCUUCGACUCGAUCUGCAUCCCGAGGAAGGAACGCAUGUCCCUGAAAGCCACCGAUUGGACCGCAGGCGCCAUUGACCGCAUCUCGGAGAACUUCCCAGAUAUCUCCGAGUCCUGGAUGAAUAGGCUCCGCACUGAGAUUGGCAAGAAUAUCGGGAGCCUAUUUGAUUAUGAGCCCCCUGCGCGGUAUGAGGGGCUCGUGACACUGGUGGUGCCCAAAGACAGGGCCUGGUUCCGCACAGGGCGUGCGAGCGAUUUUGAUACGGGAAUGGAUGAUUACAAUGGAUGGGGCGCUAGAUGUGAAAACAUUCAGUUGCGCGUUUCUGCAGGUCGCCACGAUACAAUGUUUGCGCCCGCACAUGUGAAAUCCGCCGCAACGGUCCUUAAAGAACUGCUCGCCGAAACGCCCACCGCACCUACGCCGGUUAUCCCGGCACGGGAGCAACUCACAGCACGCCACCGGCAUGACUCUGGUCUCGGCGGCCUCGAGUCCAGGAAGAAUUCCGAUUCUGAAGAGGCACCCACUACCGCCGCUGUCGCGAAAAGCGUGACGGAAGGGUUCAAGGCUCUCUUCAGUAUUUAA
Messenger RNA from Fimicolochytrium jonesii, 11124 nucleotides. Its product is annotated as putative nonribosomal peptide synthetase. Lineage: Eukaryota; Fungi; Chytridiomycota; Chytridiomycetes; Spizellomycetales; Powellomycetaceae. Gene Ontology annotation, biological process: fatty acid biosynthetic process. The coding region runs from base 1 to 11124 and encodes 3707 amino acids. Gene Ontology annotation, molecular function: phosphopantetheine binding; 3-oxoacyl-[acyl-carrier-protein] synthase activity; fatty acid synthase activity. The transcript is spliced from 11 exons. The record is from RefSeq and is a predicted model, not a curated record.